GAAUGUACAAUUUUCCGGUCAAGAUGAGGGACUUCGACUUCAGAAAAAAUCAUUGAAUAACAUGUUUACAACAAAUAACAGUAUCACAAAUAACAAAUUAGCAUCUUUUUGUUACUUCAUUAUAUUGUGUAAUGAGGAACAUGAUCUACAUCCCAUUAUCAAGGCUUUUGGAUGGGUGUCACAUAAUUAGCAAAAAAAGAUUUUAGUUAUUAAUAUUGUGUUUACAGUUAUGUGUUACUGAAAGUCACAAUGAACUCAUGAAGUAUACAACACUGUGUUUUACAAAACAAAAUGUCACACCAGCAUCUGACAGUGACUAAGGAAAAAUAAACAUAGCCAGUUAUAUUGUACAUCUACAACGCACUGUGAAGUUUCAACCAAAGGGUUUCAUUUUGACUAAUGUUUCACAAACAGUCAGACAUCUACUGUUAACCAUUUUCCAUUGUUGGAUUAUUGACUUUGGGAAAAACAAUCCACAAAAUAAACCAGUUGAGACAUAACCUCCUUCAGGCUGAGUGCCAGACACCUCACAUAGCGCAACAAUGACAUUUGAAGAUCUUCUUUCCGAGAUUAAUGGAUUUGGAAGAUUCCAGAUAAUGGUCCUGCUCAUCAAUUUUCUUGGUCGAUUCAGUCUUGCGUGUCAUUUCCUGCUAAGCAACUUUAUAGCUGCCAUCCCAUACCAUCACUGUGACAUCAGUGGUCUGGAUGCUGAUGGGAUCUUUGGGAAUCUGAGCCGGGAGGAGACGCUGACUGUCAGUCUUCCAAAACAGGAAGAUGGGACUCCUGCGUCCUGUCACAUGUACUCCCAUCCUCAGUUUCAUCUGCUGUCAAACUCAUCGAGCAGCACAGAUCUUCCUGUAGUUCGGUGUCAGAAUGGAUGGGUGUAUGAUAACAGCACAUUCAGCAGCACUCUGGCCACACAGUGGGAUCUAGUAUGUGACCAAAGAGCAAUGAACAAACUGACCACCACAGUCUUCUUCGUUGGGGUCAUGUUUGGAGCAGGUGCUUAUGGAAGCCUGAGUGCGAUAUUUGGACGAAAGCCCAUGCUGUUGGUGUCUUAUGUAUUAGGAAUGGGUUUUGCAGUGGCCAGCGCUUUUUCCUCCUCCUUUAUAAUGUUUGCAGUGUUGAGAUUCUUCACUGGAUUUACCAUCACUGGCAUUGUUAUCAUCUCUACUGUACUUAAUGUGGAGUGGGUGGGCAUCGAGCACAGGAGGUUGGUCGGGGUGAUUGACUGUAUGUCCUGGACAUUUGGCACCAUGUCUUUAGCUUUGAUUGCAUAUUUAAUUCGAGACUGGCGAUGGCUGAUAGUUGCCACCUCAUUGCCCAUCAUUAUUGCCAUUAUCACAUGGUGGUGGGUUCCGGAGUCGGCCCGCUGGCUCAUAGCCAACGGGAAGGUGGAUAAAGCACGCUAUUAUCUUCGUAAAUGUGCAGUUAUGAACAACAGAGAGGAAGUUGUUGCCAGGAUCAAAUCUGAGCACUUGGCUAAUAUCAUAGUUACUGACAAAAGAAACAGGAAAUAUUCAUACCUGGACCUGGUUAGGACUCCAAAGAUGAGGAGGCUGGCUUUACUCACAGGAUUCACCUGGUUUUCUGUUGCUACUGUUUCCUAUGGAAUUAGCUUUAACAUCUCAGGCUUUGGAUUAAACAUGUAUUUGACUCAGUUUGUGUAUGGAGCCAUUGAGGUUCCUGCUAAACUGAGCAUCUAUUAUCUGCUGGAGAGAUUUGGAAGAUGCAGAACAGAAACUGGUGCUCUACUAUUGGUUGGAAUCUGCCUCAUGAUUAACAUAUUCAUACCUAGAGAUAAGACUGUUGUUCGUACUGUAAUAGCUGUGCUGGGAAGAGGCUGCUCAGGAACAUCUUUUGGCACAAUCAUUUUGUACAGCUCUGAGCUUUUCCCAACUGUCCUCAGGCAAAAUGGGAUGGGCUAUAACUCCUUCUUGGCACGUCUGGGUGUGUCUGUGGCUCCUCUGAUUUUGCUAUUGGAUGGUAUAUGGAGCCAAGUCAUCUUAUCUUCUCUUGCUCUAUGUGCUGCUCUGGUGGCUUAUCAACUACCUGAGACACGGGGCAAGUGUCUACCUGAGACUAUUGAUGAUGUUGAGGGAAUAAGGAUGAAGUUUGAAGAUCUACUUACUGAGAUCAAUGGCUUCGGCAGGUUCCAGAAGAUGAUUAUUUGCAUCAGUUUUAUCGGACGAUUUACUCUCCCGUGUCACUUCCUGCUAAGCAACUUUAUAGCUGCCAUCCCGUCUCACCACUGUGACAUCAGCUCUUUGGAUGUUGACGGGAUCUUCGGGAAUCUGAGUUGGGAGGAGAGGCUGACUGUCAGUAUUCCAAAACAGGAAGAUGGGACACCUGCUUCCUGUCACAUGUUCUCUCAUCUUCAAUUUCACCUGCUUUCAAACUCAUCGGGCAGCACAGAUCUUCCUGUUAUUAAGUGUCGGAAUGGAUGGGUGUAUGAUAACAGCACAUUUAGCAGCACUCUGGCCACACAGUGGGAUCUGGUGUGUGAUAACAGAGGUCUGAAUAAAGCUGUGGCCACCAUCUUCUUUGUUGGCUCAAUGUUUGGAGCAGUUUUCUUUGGAGGUCUGAGUGACAGAUGUGGAGUGGGUAGACAUUCAGCACAGAAGACUGGUGUGUUUGAUCGACAGUAUGGGGUGGACUUUUGGGACCACCGCUUUAGCUCUCAUUGCAUUCUGUAUAAGAGACUGGAGAUGGUUGAUAGUGGCCGUAACUUCGCCUGUAUUUUUAUGCACAAUUCUCUGGUGGCUCUCUCUAGCAUCAUUGUGACAGACACAGGAAAGGGGACAUUUUCAUACCUGGAUCUUGUCAAAACCCCUAAAAUGAGGAGACUGGCUUUGCUCACAGGGACCAUAUGGUUUUGUGUUGCUGUUGCCAGCUAUGGAAUUAGCCUUAAUAUAACAGGCUUUGGUCUGAACGUCUACAUGACUCAGUUUGUUUAUGGUGCCAUUGAGAUUCCAGCUAAACUGAGCAUGUAUUAUCUGCUUGAAAAGAUUGGCAGACGAAGGACAGAGACCGGUGCUCUGUUUUUGACUGGAAUCAGCCUCAUGAUUAACAUUUUCACACCCAGAGAUCAACAGGUUGGACGUACUGUAGUGGCUGUACUUGGGAGAGGUUUUGCAGCUGCAGCCUUUGGUACAAUCAUAUUGUACUCCUCUGAGCUUUACCCCACUGUUCUCAGGCAAAAUGGGCUGGGCUACAAUUCCUUCGUGGGUCGGUUGGGUGUGUCUGUGGCUCCUUUAGUACUCUUGUUGGACAGUUUCUGGGGGUAUCUCCCUCAGAUCACCCUCUGUUGUGUAGCCCUCUUUGCUAGUCUUGUAGCCUGGCAGUUACCUGAGACACGAGGCAGGUGUCUACCUGAAACUAUAGAGGACAUUGAGGCUACACAGAUGAAGUUUGAGGAUCUAAUAACUGAGAUCAAUGGCUUCGGCAGGUUCCAGAAGAUGAUUAUUUGUAUCAGUUUUAUAGGACGAUUUACGGUUCCGUGUCACUUCCUGCUGACUAACUUUAUCGCAGCCAUUUCAACUCACCACUGUGACAUCAGCUCUUUGGAUGUUGACGGGAUCUUCGGGAAUCUGAGCCGGGAGGAGACGCUGACUGUCAGUAUUCCAAAACAGGAAGAUGGGACAGCUGCUUCCUGUCACAUGUUCUCUCAUCUUCAGUUCCACCUGCUGUCAAACUCAUCGAGCAGCACAGAUCUUCCUGUUGUUCGGUGUCAGAAUGGAUGGGUGUAUGAUAACAGUACAUUCAGCAGCACUCUGGCCACACAGUGGGAUUUAGUUUGUGAUGAUAGAGGACUGAAUAAAGCUGUAGUCACCAUCUUCUUUGUUGGGGUGAUGUUUGGAGCAGUUUUCUUUGGAGGCAUGAGUGACAGAUUUGGCCGUAAGCCGAUGCUGCUGGUAUCGUAUCUAUCAGGAAUGGGUUUUGCAGUGGCCAGCGCUUUUUCCUCCUCCUUCAUUAUGUUUGCAAUGUUGAGAUUCUUCACUGGAUUUGCCAUCACUGGCAUCAUCAUCAUCACUUCUGUGCUCAAUGUGGAGUGGGUUGGCAUUCAGCACAGAAGACUGGUGUGUGUGAUUGAUAGCAUGGCAUGGGCUUGUGGGAGCAUGUCUUUAUCUCUCAUUGCAUUCUGUGUGAGAGACUGGAGAUGGUUGACAGUGGCUGUCACUUCACCUUUACUUCUGUGCACAAUCCUCUGGUGGUGGGUUCCAGAAUCAUCUCGAUGGCUGAUAGUCAAUGGAAAGACACAAAAAGCUCAUUAUUAUCUUCACAGAUGUGCAGUUAUGAACCAUAGGGAGGAAGUUAUCUCAAGCAUCAAACAUGAAGCUCUCACUAGCAUCACUGUUACAGAAAACAGGAAGCAUUCCUACCUGGAUCUUGUCAGAACCCCUAAAAUGAGAAGGCUGGCUUUGUUUACUGGAACCAUAUGGUUUUGUGUUGCUACUGCCACCUAUGGAAUAAGCCUCAACAUUGCAGACUUCGGACUAAACUUGUACCUGACUCAGUUUGUUUAUGGAGCCAUUGAGAUUCCAGCUAAACUGAGCAUCUAUUACCUGCUUGAAAAGAUUGGCAGACGUAAAACAGAGACCGGAGGUCUGAUGUUGGGUGGAAUCUGCCUUAUGAUUAACAUAUUCAUACCCAGAGAUCUGUGGCUUGGACGUACUGUGGUUGCUGUACUGGGACAAGGUCUUUUGAUUGGUGCUUUUGCUAUGAUUACAUUGUACUGCUCUGAGCUUUACCCUACUGUCCUGAGGCAAAAUGGGCUGGGCUAUAACUCCUACCUAGGUCGUCUGGGUGUGGCUAUGUCUCCUCUAAUCCUGUUAUUGGACAGGUUCUGGAGCUACCUCCCUCAGAUCACCCUCUGUUCUGUAGCCCUCUUAGCUAGUCUGGUGGCCUGGCAGUUACCUGAGACACGAGGCAGAAGUCUACCUGAGACUAUAGAGGACAUUGAGGAUACUAGCCAGGACACAGAUACGUCUCUCCAGCAAACUUACAUGUAGGGGGAGUGAGAGCUACGAACACCAAACUUCUAUUGUUUUUGUUGAUGCUUUCUGUGUGUCUGUAUAUGCUUAAAUUUUUUAAUCUGUCUUUUUGUGUUAA
Messenger RNA from Triplophysa dalaica, 5112 nucleotides. RefSeq lists its product as uncharacterized. Gene Ontology annotation, biological process: transmembrane transport. The transcript is spliced from 26 exons. Gene Ontology annotation, molecular function: transmembrane transporter activity. The coding region runs from base 543 to 5012 and encodes 1489 amino acids. NCBI's taxonomy places the organism in Eukaryota, Metazoa, Chordata, Actinopteri, Cypriniformes, Nemacheilidae. The record is from RefSeq and is a predicted model, not a curated record. Gene Ontology annotation, cellular component: membrane.